UAAAGUGCUAUUUACUCAAAAUUAAAUAACCGGACUUUAUUUUCCACCUUCUCCGAGGAUCGGAAAUUCGCUGCCUCAGAAGUACGCAUUCUUAUGCUCUGCUGUGAACAAAAAGCUCUGCAUGCACACACAUUUUGCACCGCAAAAACUCACACACACAGCGAACAUAGAGGAAGAAAUAUGGGUGGAGUGAGAGGGAUUCUGCUGGACUCCUCCGUACUAUUGCCCUCCGCCGGCGAUGAUGUAAGUGGAGAUGCCGUCCUCCGCUCCGGCGCCGAUUUUCUGCUCCGCAAGCUACUCUACUCCAAAAUCCCAACGGGUAUAUCUCACGAACAGGAUCUUUCAAGUCCAAAUGAGUGUCUUCUUCAAGAGACGGCCAAAACCUACACGUGCCCUAUCUUCUACUUGUCACUACAGGAUGAUAUUUCAAGUGAGGUUUCUCGAGUUUGGGAGGACAAUGGAGGAUGUUUUAUUCAUGUAGUUUCUAGUUUCAGAGAGGACCUCUAUCAUGGUUCUGGCUGGUUGAAGGUUAUAGUUGGGUCUGCUGAAAAAAGACCAUCCAACGAUUUUGAAUAUGUUGUUGCAACUGGGAUGUCGAGCAUAUCUAUUCACAAACUUGAAGAGCUGCCUCUGUUAAUCUGCAAUUUGAAUAAAAAGGCAAUGGGUAAAGAGGCCUUGACAGUGGGCUAUGUGAUGAAGCCUUCUCGAGAAGAAGAUUUUGCAAAGAGAGGUGCCUUUCCGUUGUGUCCAACACAAAACGGACUGAUAUUUUUGCCCCUCAAUUACGGACUUCCCAUGUCAUCUCAGUUGAAACUGGUUGAUGCAGUUCUUCAUAAGGCAACUGAUGAGAUUUUGGCUAUUGACAUGGAUAGUCCUUCAGAGUUCAGUGACAGAGUUACUUUUACAACAAAUCUGCAGGAGUUGCAAAGGAAUAUCAAACUCCAGCUGGAUUGUUGUGUAAUUGACCCAUUUAACAACAUUUUCCCUAUAUUAGAUCGGUUGAAAAUCCAGCAGAUUCUAAUUGGCCUCGAAACUGUCAACAUUCAAGGUCGUCAUAAAAUCAGGGCUCCACAUUUUCUCAAGGUUGAUAGCUUUGACGAGCCCAAUUUGGAUCAAAGGCUAGCAGAAGCAAAUUUGUCUUUGCCAAAUAUAGUGAAACCUCAAGUUGCAUGCGGUGUAUCUGAUGCUCACAGUAUGGCAAUUGUUUUUAAGGUGGAUCAUUACAAGGAUCUCAAUGUUCCUCUUCCAGCAGUUGUGCAGGAAUAUGUUGAUCAUUCAGCUGUGCUUUACAAAUUCUAUGCAUUGGGAGGAAAGAUUUUUUAUGCAAUCAAGAAGUCUAUACCAAAUGCAGACACCUUAAUGAAUUUAUUUGCGGAGAAGGGACUGAAGCCUUUACAUUUUGACAGCCUAAAAUCUCUUCCUGUUGCUAAAGAAGGACUUAGUGCUAAUAGUUGUCAGGUUGAUCUUGAGCUUGUGAAUGGUGCGGCAGAUUGGCUUAGAAGAACGCUUGACCUUACUAUAUUCGGCUUUGAUGUUGUUGUUCAGGAAGGCACUGGUGACCAUGUUAUUGUGGAUGUGAAUUACCUGCCAUCAUUCAAGGAAGUUCCUGAUGAUGUUGCAAUACCUGCCUUUUGGGAUGCUUUGAAGGAGAAGAUAGUUUCAGGAAAGAGCAAACAACCUACAGAAACCUCCUAGUUUUCUUUUCUAAUUUUCUGAUGGAUGCUAGUUGAUGUUAACAUGGAAUUUUUAAUGAUUCUUCUUUGACUUCUUUUCUUUGUUGCCUGCUACCAGUAUUACAUUUAUGAUCAUGUAGUCUUUUAUACUCAUUUUAUUUAAUUCUGUAAUAUGGUGAUUUUUACGAGAAUUCAUUUGCAUUGCUUUCUAAGAAGGGCCCUUUGAGUAA
Molecule: messenger RNA, 1903 nt
Organism: Erythranthe guttata (spotted monkey flower)
Lineage: Eukaryota; Viridiplantae; Streptophyta; Magnoliopsida; Lamiales; Phrymaceae
Gene: ITPK4
Product: inositol 1,3,4-trisphosphate 5/6-kinase 4
Biological process (GO): inositol trisphosphate metabolic process
Cellular component (GO): cytoplasm
Molecular function (GO): ATP binding; inositol-3,4,5,6-tetrakisphosphate 1-kinase activity; magnesium ion binding
Source: RefSeq, a predicted model, not a curated record